Colletotrichum spaethianum is the source of this 1974-nucleotide messenger RNA. Its product is annotated as serine/threonine-protein phosphatase 2B catalytic subunit. Gene Ontology annotation, biological process: signal transduction. Gene Ontology annotation, cellular component: protein phosphatase type 2A complex. The transcript has 5 exons. Gene Ontology annotation, molecular function: protein phosphatase regulator activity. NCBI's taxonomy places the organism in Eukaryota, Fungi, Ascomycota, Sordariomycetes, Glomerellales, Glomerellaceae. Bases 1 to 1974 code for a protein of 657 amino acids. The record is from RefSeq and is a predicted model, not a curated record.
AUGAAGCGCUUCAGCCAGAGGGUGCUCUCGCGCGGCAAAGACCCCAACAAGCCUAAGAAGAACAAAGACUCCAAGGAUGGCACCGCAUCCCCGUCAUCCGUAGGUUCGGGCCGCGACGCCAACCAGUCCCCCAACCCGACGCCAUCGUCUUCGACGACCAAUCUGAACGAUUCUCGCAACAAGCCCCUGCCUCCCAAUAACGCCGGCGCUCAUCCCGGAGAUCACGGCGCUGCGAACCAGCCGUCUCCAUUGAGCAACCAGCAAGGUGCCGUCCCGGACCGCUACAGCUCUGCAGGUGCCGCUCAGGGUGCUAACGGUGGAGGUUCUCCAGCUCGCCACGGGACAUUGCCUCCCACGGUGAUCAUUAGCCCCAGUGCUCCGCAUGUCCCACCUCCCGGUGCCGCCGAGACCAUGCCGCAUGAUCUUGCGCCUCCGAAGGCGGGCACCAAGUCGCUCAUGUUCGACCGCCUCCACCAAACGCCCAAGGACGUGCCCGAGGGCCUCCGAACGCCCAAACGACAGCACUCGUCGAGAUUCGACAUCUCGGCCCACCGCGAGCUUGAGAAGCUCCCUGGCUUCCACGAGGUGCCCCCCAACCGCCGCCAGGAGCUGUUUAUGCAGAAGAUUGACCAGUGUAAUGUCAUCUUUGACUUCAACGAUGCUAGCGGCGACAUGAAGUCCAAGGAAAUCAAGCGACUGGCUCUCCACGAGCUGCUCGACUACGUUGCCAACAACCGCCAAGUCAUUACCGAACCCAUGUAUCCCAGAGUCGUUGAAAUGUUCGCCAAGAACCUCUUUCGCCCCAUUCCUCCCCCGAUGAAUCCCCAGGGAGAGGCGUUUGACCCCGAAGAGGACGAGCCCGUCUUGGAGGUCGCGUGGCCCCACAUCCAGGUCGUCUACGAGUUCUUCCUCCGCUUCAUCGAGAGCCAGGACUUCAACACCAACAUUGCCAAGGCUUACAUUGACCACAGCUUCGUUCUGCAACUGCUAGAGCUGUUCGACUCUGAGGACCCGCGCGAGAGGGACUUCCUCAAGACGACGCUGCACCGCAUCUAUGGCAAGUUCCUUAACCUGAGAUCGUUCAUCCGCCGCUCCAUCAACAACGUCUUCUUUCAAUUCACCUACGAGACAGAACGAUUCAACGGCAUUGCGGAGCUCCUGGAGAUUCUGGGUUCCAUUAUCAACGGUUUUGCCCUGCCCUUGAAGGAGGAGCACAAAACCUUUUUGACCCGCGUGUUGAUACCAUUGCACAAAGUCAAGAGUCUGAGCAUGUACCAUCCUCAGUUGGCAUACUGCAUUGUCCAGUUUCUGGAGAAGGACGCGUCACUGACAGAGGAGGUCGUCCUCGGCUUGCUCCGAUACUGGCCCAAAGUCAACAGCACAAAAGAGGUUAUGUUCCUUAACGAGGUCGAAGACAUCUUCGAAGUCAUGGACCCGGCCGAGUUCGCCAAAGUUCAAGAGCCGCUGUUUCACCAGCUGGCUAAGUCCGUCGCCAGCCCUCACUUCCAAGUCGCUGAGCGCGCGCUGUAUUUCUGGAACAAUGAGUACUUUUGUAACCUGGUUAGCGACAAUGUGGAGAUCAUCCUGCCCAUCAUGUUUGCGCCACUCUACGAGAACUCCAAGGGGCACUGGAACCGCACUAUCCAUGGCAUGGUUUACAACGCGAUGAAGCUUUUCAUGGAGAUCAACCCCCAGUUGUUUGACGACUGCUCCCACGACUAUACUGAACAGCAAAACAGCGCGGCGGCCAGAGAAGCAUUGCGCGAGAGAAAGUGGGCUUCGAUUACGGACCAGGCUGAGCAGAGGCGGUCGGCGAACGGUGCCUCCGGCACCGGCAGAGCACAUGCUGGGUCUUUGUCCCGUGUUGACGAAGUUGACGGCACCGAGGAUAAUCAGAAGCGACUAGACUCUCUCAAGCUGCAAGAUGGCGAUCGCAGGGAUCGUAGGCUUGAGCGACAAGACUCGGUAGGAUAA